UGCUGCGGGGAGCCCGCGCCGGCGCCCCUCGCUCGUGACCGCGGCGUCGCCCCCGAGCGGCCGAGGCGGCGGCCCCGCUGUCCCGCCCCGCGCACGCGCCGGGCCCGGAGCUGACAGCGCGAGCGCGCCCGCGAGCAGCACGAAUGUACGACAACAUGUCCACAAUGGUGUACGUGAAGGAAGACAGACUGGAGAAGCUCACGCAGGAUGAGAUUAUCUCCAAGACCAAGCAGGUGAUUCAGGGCCUGGAGGCUCUGAAGAACGAGCACAACUCCAUCCUGCAGAGUUUACUUGAGACACUGAAGUGUCUGAAGAAAGAUGAUGAGAGUAACCUGGUGGAGGAGAAGUCCAACAUGAUCCGGAAGUCGCUGGAGAUGCUGGAGCUGGGCCUGAGCGAGGCGCAGGUCAUGAUGGCCCUGUCCAACCACCUGAACGCCGUGGAGUCGGAGAAGCAGAAGCUGCGCGCGCAGGUGCGCCGCCUGUGCCAGGAGAACCAGUGGCUGCGGGACGAGCUGGCCAACACGCAGCAGAAGCUGCAGAAGAGCGAGCAGUCGGUGGCCCAGCUGGAGGAGGAGAAGAAGCACCUGGAGUUCAUGAACCAGCUGAAGAAGUACGACGACGACGUCUCUCCGUCCGAGGACAGAGACUCCGACUCCGCCAGAGAACCACUGGACGACCUUUUCCCGAACGAUGACGACGACCCCGGUCAAGGAAUCCAGCAGCAGCACAGCAGCGCCGCGGCGGCCGCGCAGCAGGGCGGCUAUGAGAUCCCAGCGCGCCUGCGCACCCUGCACAACCUGGUCAUCCAGUACGCCUCGCAGGGGCGCUACGAGGUGGCCGUGCCCCUGUGCAAGCAGGCCCUGGAGGACCUGGAGAAGACCUCCGGCCACGACCACCCGGACGUGGCCACCAUGCUCAACAUCCUGGCCUUGGUGUACAGAGACCAGAAUAAGUACAAGGACGCCGCCAACCUGCUGAACGACGCCUUGGCCAUCCGCGAGAAAACUCUGGGCAAAGAUCACCCCGCGGUGGCAGCGACUCUGAACAACCUCGCCGUGCUUUACGGCAAGAGAGGGAAGUACAAGGAGGCGGAGCCGCUGUGUAAAAGAGCCCUGGAGAUCCGAGAAAAGGUUUUGGGGAAGGACCACCCGGACGUGGCCAAGCAGUUGAAUAACUUGGCCCUGCUGUGCCAGAACCAGGGCAAGUACGAGGAGGUGGAGUAUUACUACCAGCGGGCCCUCGAGAUCUACCAGACCAAGCUGGGGCCCGACGACCCCAACGUGGCCAAGACCAAGAACAACCUGGCCUCCUGCUACCUGAAGCAAGGGAAGUUCAAGCAAGCGGAGACCCUGUACAAAGAGAUCCUCACGCGUGCGCACGAGCGGGAGUUCGGUUCUGUGGACGACGAGAACAAGCCCAUCUGGAUGCACGCGGAGGAGAGAGAGGAGUGCAAAGGGAAGCAGAAGGACGGGCCCGCGUUUGGAGAGUACGGCGGCUGGUACAAGGCCUGCAAGGUGGACAGCCCGACCGUCACCACGACGUUAAAGAACCUCGGGGCGCUCUACAGGCGCCAGGGCAAGUUCGAAGCUGCAGAGACGCUGGAGGAAGCCGCCAUGCGGUCACGCAAGCAGGGUCUUGACAAUGUUCACAAACAGAGAGUGGCCGAGGUGCUGGGCGACCCCGAGGGCUCGGAGAAGCGCCGGAGCCGGGAGAGCCUGACCGUGGACACGGUCAAGUAUGAGAGCGGCCCUGACGGAGGGGAGGAAGUGAGUAUGGGCGUAGAGUGGAGCGGGGACGGCACUGGAUCGCUGAGGCGCAGCGGCUCCUUUAGCAAGCUGCGGGCCUCCAUUAGACGCAGCAGCGAGAAGCUGGUUAGGAAGCUGAAGGGAGGAGGUGCCCGAGAGAGUGAGCCGAGGAACCCUGGCAUGAAGCGAGCCCGCUCUCUGAAUGUCCUAAACGUGGGUGACAAGGCCGCUGAAGACCAUUUCCAAGAACGAAAUAAUUGUCUAGCAGAUGCGAGAGCUCUGAGUGCCAGCCACACUGACCUGGCGCACUGCGGGCCGGGGCCGAGCUAGAUAAGCCGAGCCCGCCCGCCAGGCCCCUGCCCACGCUGCCCGGCAGGGAGGCCACUCGCUUCCUUGUCGAAGUGGCGACCCACCACCCACGGAGGCUUGUCCGAACUGUCACGUGGCCUACAGUCCCGGUGACGGAGCGCUGCCGGAGCACGACCGUGAGACCGGCCUGGCAGGUCCGGCCAGCAGCGGCGUCACCACGGACUCGCUGCUUCUCACGGACACCCACUUUCUGCACGGCCCCAGCUAGUUUAAAUUCAGACUUGUUGAUGCAGUACUUAGUGGACUGUAAACGGGGCGUCUGGAACCUUCGAGUCCAUCUUUGGAGAAUAAGCAUCUAAUGACCCCUAACGCCUGGAGCGUAGUGGGGGCCAGCAGGGAGGGUCCCUCAGGUGCCAGGUCCCAGCUCCCGGGCAGGGGCCGCGUUCCCAGCCCACCUUUCGGAGCCCUGGCCGCACCCCAGGCUCCCAUGUUACCUGUUCUUUUUGGUCCCGUAACAGGGUGGGUUUGGACAGAACAUUUUCAGAUCAACCCUCAGGCACUGCUCCUCACAGGGCUCUGAGGUCAGCCAGUAGGUGAAGGAAGUGCUAACCAGAUGACAGGUAGGGGUUCCAGGUGAGAACGUCGGGGUGCACGUCCACGCCGGGGCCAGCGCUCCCUUCAGCCAGGCCUGACCCACCGGGCAUCCGUCCGCUUGAGGACCAUGUAUGUUAGUGCCGGGCACAGGGGUUCCCCGCGGCCUUUUCCAUGUGGACAGCGCUGGGCUGGCUCUGGCGUCGUCAGCCGAGCGGGAUGUGGACUGGAGGCAGCGGCACGGGGGUCACAGGGGGGCUGACUGUCAAUUCCUUUCAGUCCCCGUGAUUACAGGCUGUUGGUGACAGUGCGCCUUGCUCCCUGCGGGCCGGCCUCCUAGUUCCAGGCACCUGCGCUACCCACGGCCGGCCCGGCCCGCCCCCGGCAGCCGCCGCCCUUGGCCACCUGCUUUUAGGCUCCAUUCGGGGUGCAGGUUCUGAUGGGCCGGGUCCCUUUCUGCACGCACACGCCGUGGGCCGAGAAACCUGGAGGAGCAGGGCUCUGGCCUGCGGCCGCGGCUCCAUGCGAGGCGUAGCAGCAUCGCCAGGUGCCGUCCCCUUUCCUCCGCUCCGUGUGGCUGGCUUCUCCCACGAGCAGCACGGCCCCGGGACCCAGGGCCCCUGGUGACGGGUCCCUCGGAGCAGCUCCCAGGAGAACGGCCCGGGACUCCCGCGCUGGGGCCCAUCUGCAGGACCCUUCCUGAGCCUGGCCGCUCCCCGCCCGCCCCCCUUGGGUUGUGGUGCCUUCGCAGGUGGCGGAGGGUUAGGGUGAGAGGACGGACGGAGGCCCUCGUGCCGGCUCCACGCUCAGGGCCCAUGCACGUCGGUACCUCCUUCAGGCCUGCUGUCCGCGUCUUCCCCUUCUCGGAGCAAGCCGUGCGCCAGGCGGCCCUGUGUGAUCCCGGGGGGGGGGGGGGGGGGCAGCCCAUUCCCCACGGUUCCUGCCCGGGUCCUGCAGGCACACACGGAGGCCCCACCCCACAAGCACCUGAACCAGAGGCGGAGGGCGUGGGGAGCAGGCCCUCUGACCCUGCGGCCUUCACAAGGGGGAGGGGUGCAGGCAGUUCUGUCCUGGAGUUAAAACGCCCCUGGGAUGUCAUGUGUCUGGGACUCAGUGCGAACACUAAGGACCCGCACGUCAGGCAGGACUGGCCUCGCCGUGUAGCGUGUUCUUGGGCCGCACGGUGAGGGCUGCCUUGGGACACGCUCAUGCGCACUUGGCAGCGGGUCACGUGCAGACCACCCUGUCCCAAGGGAGCCCCACCCCAGGGAGAAUGUGGUCCCCAGCGCGGGGCUGACCUCGGGGUGGGGUGCAGGUCUGAGGAUGUGGGGGUGCCAGGGCCCAGGCGGCAGGCAGGCGCUCCUUAGGUCUGUGCUGGGUGGGCAGCCCUGGCCAGGGGGUGGGGGGGCAGGUCACCCCGGAGUCGAGCGCUGGGUCGUGGGACAUUCGUUCUGGGGCCGUAGCUGUUCCUGUUGUGACUUGACUAGAACACCGUUUGCAAUUGUUUGUAUUUCAUUAUAAAAAUAAAGCUCCGCUCCCGCUGUGCGGCCCUGCA
Molecule: messenger RNA, 4200 nt
Organism: Myotis daubentonii (Daubenton's bat)
Lineage: Eukaryota; Metazoa; Chordata; Mammalia; Chiroptera; Vespertilionidae
Gene: KLC1
Product: kinesin light chain 1
Biological process (GO): microtubule-based movement
Cellular component (GO): cytoplasm; kinesin complex
Molecular function (GO): kinesin binding
Source: RefSeq, a predicted model, not a curated record